Messenger RNA from Morone saxatilis (striped sea-bass), 1284 nucleotides. RefSeq lists its product as uncharacterized. The record is from RefSeq and is a predicted model, not a curated record. The transcript has 9 exons. Gene Ontology annotation, biological process: cell surface receptor signaling pathway. Gene Ontology annotation, molecular function: transmembrane signaling receptor activity. Lineage: Eukaryota; Metazoa; Chordata; Actinopteri; Moronidae. Bases 1 to 1284 code for a protein of 427 amino acids.
AUGGAGAUCCCGUCACUCUGCCUAAUCCUCUCCACACUGAACAUCCAUCCCAACAGGUCUCAGUUCUUUUGGUAUGACACCAUCACACUGACCUGUGAAGUGACGGGAACCUCUAGUGGCUGGAUAUUCAGGAGGAACACAUCCUUUUGGACUUCUGAUCUGUGCAGCUCUGGCUGGGGAAGACCAAAUGAGACCUUCUGUGUCAUUGACGAUGCCUAUCCAUCAGACACUGGAGUGUACUGGUGCGAGUCUGAGCGGGGGGAGUGCAGCAACACCAUCAACAUCACUGUGACUGACGGUGUUGUGAUCCUGCAGAGCCCUGCACUUCCUGUGACAGAAGGCGAUAAAGUAACACUUCUCUGUUCCUAUAAAGAAAAAGAGAACAUCAGCGCCACUUCUGAUUUCUCUGCAAAGUUCUACAAAGACGGUGUUUUCAUCGGGGCUCAACCUGCAGGAAGCAUGACCAUCUCUGCGGUGUCCGUGUCUGACGAAGGUUUCUACAAGUGUGAACACCCCACGAAAGGAGAGUCACGACAGAGCUGGCUGGCUGUUAAAGUCAGACCUGAGCUCCCUCCUCUCUUCUCUCUGCCGCAGCUGCUGUGUAUCAUCCUGCUCUUCGUCCUGUGCGCUGUCGUGUUUAUACUGUGUGUGGCGGUAUACAGAAAAUGGGCCAAAAGUAGGAGCCUGCAGCUUGUGGAGCAUCAACACAGCAACAAAACCAAGGGCCGCAUCACACGAGGACACCACGGCAUAUCAGACAGUAAAGCCCCUGCCUGUAAAGGAGGACACAGCAGUGAGGCAUUUGGGGUAGAUGUGGUAGAAAGUGGGCCAGAUGUGGAACUGGGAGGGGCAGAUGUGUCAGUAAGAGGGGCAGAUGUGUCAGUAAAAGGGGAAGAUGUGGAACUGGGAGGGGCAGAUGUGUCAGUAAAAGGGGCAGAUGUGGAACUGGGAGGGGCAGAUGUGGCACUAAGAGGGGCAGAUGUGGUAGAAAGUGGGCCAGAUGUGCUGUCAGGCUGUCUGGCUGUACACCUGAAUGAGAGUGUGAAUGGUUGUCUACAUGGGUGUCGAGGUCCAGAGUCUCAGGAUGAACAGUUUGCAGGAGAGUCCAGUGUGACAAAGAUGUCUCAGAGAAGGACGAAUCCAGACUUCAUGUGUACAGACUCAGGACUGAAGACUCGGGCCGGUACCUGUGUGAAGUGCUCACAAAGUAUGGUGUCAGCACUGGAAAAAGUCGGCUCAAUGUCACUGGCAGAAGAUGAUCUGCAGCGGGGUUACAGGCAAUGA